UACCGUCUUUGAAUGCAUCAUCAUUUCAGGUCUGUGGUCUGGUGGUCAGCUGAUGUGUACUGUAUAGGUAAACAUGUCAACGAUAACCGCACAGACGACUAUGGGACGAAAGAUACUUUUUUUUUUACCGGCGUCAUUCCUUGGCUUUUUUAGGAUGUAUGGUGAGCACUUUUGCAUUAAUUUACGGUGGCUCAAGAACACUGCCUUAAAUGCGGUCCGCGGUGAUUAAACAUUGCGCACUUGCGUGAGAUGCUUCCCUGCCAUGCUAAUGAUGAAGCUAACGGACAGUGGCUGCCUGACAUCCAAGUGGAUGGAAAUGACACCGUAUUAUUCCCAAAACAAUCGCCUCAGCGACGGAUAGUCGAACCAGUCAGUUGUUGGUAAAUGGUAAUGACUUCGUCAAAGCCGCGGUGAUGCCUUCAUACGCAUAGCGGUGUAGUUUCAUCACUUUGCAGAGAUGUCAUUUACAAUGGAGGAUAAUUUUGAGUCGGGCUGGGUUGCCGUUCGCCCAAAUGCCUUCGAGGAGAAGGAGAAGCAUAAAUUUGUCUUUAUCGUAGCCUGGAACGAAGUGGAAGGCAAAUUUGCCAUAACAUGUCACAACAGGACGGUGCAAAGGAAAAGCUUCGGCGCAAGCAGCAGAGACCCUCCGUCGGAGGAUGGAGACAAAACAAAAUGGCCCGGAAGUCCCGCCGGGGACAAAGUGUCCAGGAACGCCAGCUCACUAGCCAGGGAUGCUGCAGUAAAAAGCCUUAAAAGCAACCUCCCAGGUUCCAAACUAAGUCCUGUUAAGAUUAAAACAGUGGUCAACUAUGUGUCAUCUCACGUCAAGUGUGAUGCAGAGUCACAGCGAGAGGAGCAAUUGCCCCCCGUGGACACACUGGACCUGGAAGAUGUUUUAAGCAGAGAGGACUGCAGCUGGGCAGGCCUCUUUUCCUUCCAAGACCUACGGGCGGUCCAUCAGCAGCUCUGCUCGGUAAACUCCGCAUUGGAGCCCUGCCUCCCCGUCUUCCCAGAAGAGCCAAGCGUGAUGUGGACCGUGCUGUUUGGACCAGCUGAGGUCUCUGAGACUGAGAUGGAUGAGCUGUGUUCUAAGUUGCAGCUCUACCUUGGCCAUGCGCUUGAUAUAUGCGGCUGGAAGAUCCUCUCUCAGGUUCUGUUCACGGAAAAUGAUGACCCAGAUGAGUACUACGAGAGCCUGAGCGAGCUGAGGCAGUGUGGAUACGAAGAGGCACUUCUCCGUGAAAGUAAACACCUGCAAGAGCUUCUGGAUAAACAUAGGAGCAUGGACAGCAUGGUUGACUUGUUGGAACUUUAUGAGGAGGAGGACCAGGCCUAUGGAUGCUUGCUGGAGGCCUCCACGCAACUGUACCAGUACCUGCUGCAGCCAUUCCGAGACAUGAGGGAGCUAGCCAUGCUGCGGAGACAACAGAUCAAGAUCUCCAUGGAGAAUGACUACCUGGGCCCAAGGCGCAUUUAUGCCCUCCAGCAGGAGGACUCGGAUUGGCAGAGGAAAGCUCAAGAAGCCGUGCUCAUUAUCCAGGAAUUCACUGUAAAAUACUUUGAGACAACAGCUAAAGCACAGAAAGGUGUUUAUGAACGUAUGAAGGUGGACCAGCGCAAGUUUGGUAAAGCUUCAUGGAGAGCAGCAGUGGAGCGCAUGGAGAGAAUCCGCUACUCUGUCGCCAAGGAAACCCUGCAGCUGCAAAGAGCCCGGGAGAUCAGCCUGGAGCAGAGGAAACACACCCUUCGAGACGAGAUGCAGAGUCUGUGUAGCGGUGAGGAUGCGAUGACCCUAUUGGACCAGAUGGAGUCACAGUACUAUGAGCUCCAGCUCCAACUUUAUGAUAUCCAGGCUGAGAUCCUUCAGUGUGAGGAGCUGCUUCUCACUGCUCAGUUAGACAGCAUUCGAAGACAAAUGACAGAGCACCAGAAUGAGGUGCUGUACUACGACACUUUUGAAAGCGCUGACGACAUAACAGCGGAGGACACUGCCGAGAUGGAAGAAGUGCACCGGCUUCAGGUCAGCGUGCGACAACUGGAAGCGAGAAGGGGACGCAUCACUGCCAAGCGUUCUUAUCUGAAGAGCAAGAGGGAGAUCUGCGUAUCAAACCACUUGAAGAAACAGCAGAUGCGUCAAAGCACGCAGAAAGACUCUCAUCAGAUAUUACAGCCGAAAUACGAUGAAGAGGAAGAUGAGAGAAAAAGUAGCAGAGUGCGUCAAGAAAGACAGAGGACACUCGAUAGACUUCGCACCUUCAAGCAGCGCUACCCGGGUCAGGUGAUCCUCAAGUCCGCGCGUUUGCGUGCGGUCCACAGCAGAAGGAGAGAGCGCGGCAGGAUUAUGCAAACGGACUCCGAUGGUGAAAGGGCGGAGCGUUCCGACCCCACCGGCACACAAGAUCCGGCCCGGUGGCCCCCGCGCCUCAGCACCAGCGUGCAGACGGACCCCAGUUCCACGCUCACCACCCAGCCCGUCACAGGCCUGGCAGCGCAGUCGCUUCCUCCUUUGCCCGCGCCCAGUCCCGCAGACUCAUUCUGCUCUCCUUGCUCCCUGUCGUCAUUGCUGGCAUCCCCGGCCUCACCUCCGCCUCCACCCCCUCCUCUGCCUCUCCUGCCAAUACGAGAACAGGUGUCCCCCUCUGGGAGCCCGGGCAGACAGAAGGCUGAGGAGCAGAGUGUGUCGGAGGAGCGGCCUCACUCCCCACUUGGCCCCUUCCAUCCUCGCUUCUUUGACAGCAGCCAACUGGUGAGCGCCCGCAAAAAACUGAGGAAGACUCCAGGCUUUGAGGCCCACAGCAGACGAGGGAGCUCCCCCAUGGACGAAGUGCUGGCCUCCCUGAAGAGAGGCAGUUUCCACCUGAAGAAGGUCGAGCAGCGGGCCGUCCCUCCCGCUCCCCAGAGCGACGACGACUCCAACAGCAUCUUAGCUCAGAUCCGCAAGGGUGUCAAACUGAGACAAGUCCCCCAACAAGAAAGGAAAGGCCAGGAGGAGACCGCUGCCUCCAGAGACCCUCUGACCAGGAGCAUCUAUGAAGCGCUUCGAAGAAUAAAGGAGGCGUCACCGGAGUCGGACUCUGAUGAGGAUGGCCCGGGUGGGCCGGACUGGGAAAGCUAGUGUUUGACACUCAAAACGCAACUAAUAGCACUACACAGUCACAAAUAGGAAUGGAUUUCUGUCCCUCAAGGUCCAUUCUUACACUGCUGUACCCUACUGGGAUAGUAUUUGACUCUGUACCCGAUGGCACUUCACACUUAUGGCGCUUUUCCAUUAGCUCGGUUCCACACCGAGACGGCUUGGCUUUGGCCCAGAAGAGGUAGCUUUUCCAUUCGCCGUUUUUAUGGUUUAGCGGUGACAAUGGAAGCGCUUUUCAGAACCAUCUAAAAGGGAGUUCUAAAGAGCCAGCUGUCUGGAAACGAGUGGAGUCAUGUCGUCACUGUCAUCUGAUUGGUCACCGACAGUAUCUCAAACGAACAUAAUAGCCUUUUAUAAUAACGCUGAACCUUAUUUACAAUUUCAUAUGUACUAAUGGAUUCUUUUUUUUCAUGAUUAAUGGUUAACAUGCACUGCUCAGCAGGUCCCGUUCAUUUGAAUGAGAGUUCUCCAAAAACAGUGAACAGCCUCGCCGCUCUCUGAGCACAAUCGGCCUUGGAACUAGCGGCUUUAGUUGGCCGUUGGAGGGCUUCGGACACGAUGAAGAUGACAAGCUGUUGACUUGGCGAGGCAGCCAAAUGAAUGAAUUUGAGCUCUACAUUCGGAAUGAAUGAGUGUUGGCGGUGAGUUUUGUGUGUCACUCAAAAAUCAUUAUCAUACUAUUCUUGGUACAUAGGAAAUUGUAAAUAUGGUUCAAUGUUGAUGUAAAACUGUGUGUACUGGAUUCUUGUAUUUUUAUCUUGACGGCGGCCCGACGGUGCCUCGUUGACUUAAACCCGAAAAGUGAUUUCUUCUGUGCAUUUGAUGGGCUUGACUUUGCCGCAUGGCCGCAUGACGCAACUGCAAUUCACAUUUUUAAUUGCCGCUAAAGACAAUGGUUGAGCCUUGCCACUUGUGAAAUGUUUUGGCAGAACCUUUCUAAUGGAAAAGCGGCAAUAAUGACAACACAAAUGUGAGUAUGUGUCGUACGAAGAAUCACCAAAUAUACAGUAGAUCACCCUGUUCAUUUUUUAUCAUAAUUUUCCACGCCGCUUACGAUUAUUGUAUAUUAUUCUGCCAUACUGUAAUUAUGCAAUAUUUAUUUGUAGUUAUUCAGUCGCGUCGUUUGUAGCCACACAGCCACAUGUUUUAUGAACCGACUGCACUGACCCUUAAUAUGAAAUGUAAACCUCAGGCAGAAUGCUUGCCAUUAUCACAAAAAUGCUCACGGACACGAUUUGUAAAUUGGGGUCAUAUGGAUUAUAUGAAUACAAAUCCCUCGGAGGUUUAAAAUAAGAUCACAUGACCAACCAUGAACAUGAAGCAAUACCAUUGUCACAUCUUCAAAAUGCUCCGUCCUACCUGCAUACGAUGAGCGGGUGCUGCACGUGGGUGUCACGUGUUUGUGAUGUUGUGCAGGCACUAGAGUAGAGGUGCGCUACUUGUCGAAUGUGACAUUGCAUGUAAGCAGCAACACUGGAGUCAUCCCCCUCUCCCUCCAGUCGUCUUCUGUUUUCAUCACCCCCAUGUUCCUCAUCCAGCGAGGACGACCAUCGGCUUAACUGCAGCAUUCUACAUGAUAGAGAUAUGGCACGUCAGCUCAUGGUCUAAGUGCCACACAGAAGGAGCAAAACGUGUUUUUGUGAAGAGCGGUAGGAGAUUCCCGAGCUUUGUAUAGAAUGUGGGAGGCUUUCCAUCACUCACUGGUGGCUGGUGAUCAACUUAUCCCCUCGCUUCUUUCUUCACACACGCUCACACUUGAGUAGGCAGUCACGCUCGGUUGAAAGUCGGUUACUCACACGCUACCCACACGCUACGUUGUCAGCCAGUGUGUGCAGAAAUAUUAGUGGCUACUUUAUGUAACUAUUUGACUUAGAUGUGACAGCUGUAUCGUGUAUUGUACAAAGACUGCAACUACAUGAAAUGGGCAAAAGUGUUGGGACACAUUUCUGUGCGCACCUACAGAAUCACGAAAUACAACUGUAACAAGCUGGGAAAUGUUUGGCCACUAACAUGUGAGGUCAGUAGUGGAGUCACACAUUGCUCAUCCGAGGCCUUCAUGUCACGCUGCAACGGAAAAGGACCCUCCCCAAACUGUUCCCACACAGUCAGAAGCCUCGAAUUAUGUUAAAAAUGUUUGGAAACUGAAGCCAUAAGCAUCAUUCAUCCAGCCAGUUAUUCACUUUCUAAAUCGUUUUGCCUCAAUAGGGUUGCGGGUGAGCUGGAAUCUAUUCCACUGGACUGGUUGCCAGUCAAUCGCAAGGACGCAUAUUGGAAAACCAAAAAAAAAACAAUUCACACUCAUGUGCUGACCAUGAGGAUACCACGCUGGCCACCAUAAGCUUUCUCAAUACUUGAGCAGUACUGUAUGCAUAUGACUGGCUUAGAGCAAGAUGGCACGGACAGUUCAAUUGUCAAGGGAUAGUGUAGUUCCAAUCAGAGGUGAUCUGGGCUCACCUAGUUAAAGUGCUUAUUUUCAUCACUUUAAUAUGCUGAUUUAAUUUAUGCGUACAGUGAGUUAAGUCCAUUUCAAAGCCCCGAUUAUGGAACAGUUCAUCAUGACGUAUUGCUAAAAAUGUGUAUGCACUCUCUUGCUUAUUGCCCAUGCGUGGAUCCUGAAGUACUUUUCUCAUUAUAAAGCCGUUUGAAGUCCAAACAAAAGUUGAGGCGUUCAGAAUGGCAAAGAGCGGCUUUUCUGUGCUUGAGGUCACACUGCUUAUUAAAUCUUAACCCCGAUGUACAAGCAGUAUUCCAUAAUUUCAUCUCACAUAACACUGACCAGGAUCACCAAUUGUACUUGUCAAGGAACAGAAACCAUUCAGUGCCGUUUGGCUUAAAAAGCACUUUUUCCCUUCACGUUUUAUCAACAAGCUUUUUAAUGUAACUUGACUAAUGUAUUUGCUUCGCAUGUCAUUGCCUACUUCGUCCUUUCUCUCCCUCGGCCUUUUCAGCCAAACGUGAACGUCUUCUAUGUCGAAUCGUGCUGCCUGACUAUUUGUCCCCAUUUGAGAUUUGUUCUAGCAGUACAAAGAAAGGCACUCAAACAUGUAUAAUCAUCUCACACAGCAACAUUUAAAUGCUUCGACAUAUUUCCCCAAAUGCUUUUUUUCUGCUGUUAAACUUACAAAUCAUUUUGUUUGUUUGUUUUUACAACCUUUCUCCUGCAUUUAAAUAAAACCUUGCGAUGCAAAAUACA
Molecule: messenger RNA, 6326 nt
Organism: Hippocampus zosterae (dwarf seahorse)
Lineage: Eukaryota; Metazoa; Chordata; Actinopteri; Syngnathiformes; Syngnathidae
Product: junction-mediating and -regulatory protein-like
Exons: 10
Coding region: 458-3115 (885 amino acids)
Biological process (GO): Arp2/3 complex-mediated actin nucleation; intrinsic apoptotic signaling pathway by p53 class mediator; 'de novo' actin filament nucleation
Cellular component (GO): cytoplasm; nucleus
Molecular function (GO): transcription coactivator activity; Arp2/3 complex binding; actin binding
Source: RefSeq, a predicted model, not a curated record